UAGCCCCGCCCCGGCGCCCAAGGCCGCGCCCGCCUGUUCGCCUUCGCUCUCGGCGCUGACGUGUCUAGGCGGUAGGGUUCCACUCCUCCCCGCGCCAGCAGCCACUCGUCGUGGCAAGAGGGGCGGGGUGGCCGGGGCUGGCGUUCCUCUUCGCCCCCGCUCCCGGCCCGCCCCCACGCCGCGGCCCCCCGGAUGAGGGUAUAUAUUCGCAGCGGGCGCGGGACGCAGAUGAGUGGCCGCGCGGAAGGAGCCGGAGCCGGAGCCGGGCGGAGCUGGCGUUCUGCUGAAGAAGCAGAAGGAUGGUAUUGGAGGGCUGAGCACACAUAUGUUGAACAUAUGGCAGCCUGAAGUUUGGCCUGACGCUGUGCUACACUUAUUUCUACAUGGUUUAUGAAAUCUGAAAUCAGGUUUACAGGUACAUAAAUUACACCCCUGUUUUCACAAAGCUUGGCUAUUAGAGCAUUAUGAACAUUGAUGACCUCAAACUCAGGUUGUCCAAAGCUGGGCAAGAACACCUACUACGUUUCUGGAAUGAGCUUGAAGAAGCCCAACAGGUAGAACUUCAUGCAGAGCUCCAGGCCAUGAACUUUGAGGAGCUGAACUUAUUUUUCCAAAAGGCAAUUGAAGGAUUUAACCAGUCCUCUCAGCAAAAGAAUGUGGAUGCACGAAUGGAACCUGUGCCUCGGGAGGUGUUGGGCAGUGCUACAAGGGAUCAAGAUCAGCUCCAGGCCUGGGAAAGCGAAGGACUUUUCCAGAUUUCUCAGAAUAAAGUAGCAGUUCUUCUUCUAGCUGGUGGGCAGGGGACAAGACUCGGCGUUGCAUACCCUAAGGGGAUGUAUGAUGUUGGUUUGCCAUCCCAUAAGACACUUUUCCAGAUUCAAGCAGAGCGUAUCCUGAAGCUACAACAGGUGGCUGAAAAAUACUAUGGCAACAAAUGCAUUAUUCCGUGGUAUAUAAUGACCAGUGGCAGAACAAUGGAAUCUACAAAGGAGUUCUUCACCAAGCACAAGUACUUCGGUUUAAAAAAAGAGAAUGUAAUCUUUUUUCAGCAAGGAAUGCUCCCUGCCAUGAGUUUUGAUGGGAAAAUUAUUUUGGAAGAGAAGAACAAAGUUUCUAUGGCUCCAGAUGGGAAUGGUGGUCUUUAUCGGGCACUUGCAGCCCAGAAUAUUGUGGAGGAUAUGGAGCAAAGAGGCAUUUGGAGCAUUCAUGUUUACUGUGUUGACAACAUAUUAGUAAAAGUGGCAGACCCACGGUUCAUUGGAUUUUGCAUUCAGAAAGGAGCAGACUGUGGAGCAAAGGUGGUAGAGAAAACGAACCCUACAGAACCAGUUGGAGUGGUUUGCCGAGUGGAUGGAGUUUACCAGGUGGUCGAAUAUAGUGAGAUUUCCCUGGCAACAGCUCAAAAACGAAGCUCAGAUGGACGACUGCUGUUUAAUGCGGGGAACAUUGCCAACCAUUUCUUCACUGUACCAUUUCUGAGAGAUGUUGUCAAUGUUUAUGAACCUCAGUUGCAGCACCACGUGGCUCAAAAGAAGAUUCCUUAUGUGGAUACCCGAGGACAGUUAAUUAAGCCAGACAAACCCAAUGGAAUAAAGAUGGAAAAAUUUGUCUUUGACAUCUUCCAGUUUGCAAAGAAGUUUGUGGUAUAUGAAGUAUUACGGGAAGAUGAGUUUUCCCCACUAAAGAAUGCUGACAGUCAGAAUGGAAAAGACAAUCCUACUACUGCAAGGCAUGCUUUGAUGUCCCUUCAUCAUUGCUGGGUCCUCAAUGCAGGGGGCCACUUCAUAGAUGAAAAUGGCUCUCGCCUUCCAGCAAUUCCCCGCAGUGCUACAAAUGGGAAGUCAGAGACCAUCACAGCUGAUGUCAAUCACAACUUGAAGGAUGCCAAUGAUGUACCAAUCCAGUGUGAAAUCUCUCCUCUUAUCUCCUACGCUGGAGAAGGAUUAGAAAGUUAUGUGGCAGAUAAAGAAUUCCAUGCACCUCUAAUCAUCGAUGAGAAUGGAGUUCAUGAGCUGGUGAAAAAUGGUAUUUGAACAAGAUACCAAGUUUUACCACAAUAGGAAUAGCUUUUAUUUUUGAUAGACUGACUGUGAACUUACAAGACCCCCUGGAUGAUUCCAGUUUAAAUAUCCACAGGGUUUUAUUUUGCUUGUUGAACUCUUACAGCUAUUGCAAACUUCCCAAGAUCCAGAUGACUGAACUUCAGAUAGCAUUUUUAUGAUUCCUAACUCAUUGAAGGUCUUAUUUAUAUAAUCUUUCUCCAAGCCAAGGAAACCAUUGGCCAUCCAGGAAAUUUCCUACAGCUGAACUGUAGUCAGAACAUUCAACAUCACUUUACCUGGAGCCGGAAGCAUUUGUUUUUGAAGUUGUACAUAGUAAUAAUAUGUCAUUGUACAUGUUGAAAGGUUUCUAUGGUACUAAAAGUUUGUUUUAUUUUAUCAAAUAUUAAGCUUUUUUAAGAAAAUAAUUGAACAGUGAAAUAAAUGUAUCUUCUUGUC
Molecule: messenger RNA, 2498 nt
Organism: Cebus imitator (Panamanian white-faced capuchin)
Lineage: Eukaryota; Metazoa; Chordata; Mammalia; Primates; Cebidae
Gene: UAP1
Product: UDP-N-acetylglucosamine pyrophosphorylase 1
Exons: 12
Coding region: 465-2033 (522 amino acids)
Biological process (GO): UDP-N-acetylglucosamine biosynthetic process
Molecular function (GO): UDP-N-acetylglucosamine diphosphorylase activity
Source: RefSeq, a predicted model, not a curated record